Molecule: messenger RNA, 2403 nt
Organism: Aureobasidium namibiae CBS 147.97
Lineage: Eukaryota; Fungi; Ascomycota; Dothideomycetes; Dothideales; Saccotheciaceae
Exons: 2
Coding region: 1-2403 (800 amino acids)
Source: RefSeq, a predicted model, not a curated record
AUGGCGACAGCAUUGAUGAACGGCAUGCACACCGCAGGCAUCUACUCGGACAUGACAGUUGAUGGUCCUGAGAUUGGCACCUUGGUGGCUAUUGUCGACCGUGCAAAGAAUCUGCCCAAUGUUAAGCGCAUGGGUAAGCAAAAUCCAUACUGCGCCGCCAGACUGGGCAAGGAAGCAAGAAAGACAGAGACGGAUAAGCGUGGAGGCCAGACUCCCAGAUGGGACCAGGAACUUCGAUUCACCGUUCACGACUCGCCCGACUACCACAAUCUCAAAGUGUCCAUCUUCAACGACGACAAGAAAACAGAUCUGAUUGGAGAGGCCUACAUUGGCCUGCAAGAUGUGUGUAUACCAGGAGGAGGCAAGGCUGACGGGUGGCAUGCUCUCAACUUCAAGGGUAAAUACGCAGGAGAGAUCAAUCUGGAGUUGACAUACUACGAUACGCGACCGCCAACCGAGACCAAGAGGAGGGUAAGCGACAUGAGCGCUGCCGACAUUGGACAACGAAAGGCCGCCAUCAAACGCCGUCCACUGCCCGCCGAGUUGAACGGACCCCCGGCACCAGGCUCAAUUGUACCCGACCAUGCUCGAGGCCCACGACAACUUCCUGGACGACCAACAGAGGACUGGACUCCGCAUGGCCUUCGACCACGUCCUCUGCACCACGCUCAAUCUGCGCCUGCCGUCCCCGAGGCCAAUUACUACGACGCUGAUGAGCUCGACCUGGACUAUCAUCCUGGCUACCACCAACCCGUCAUGCCCGAGCUCCCGCAGCUACCUCCCACUCGCAAGCAUCGCGGUUCUAUGCCCCCUCAGCCUACCAUGCCUCACGACUAUCCAGGCCAUGAACAUUACGGCCAUGGUCGUUCUCAGAGUAUCCCGACGCUACCUCACUCUUUCUCGUCUCCCAGUGUUGUGCAAUCCGACCAAGGUUGGCAAGAGCCUUUGCCCCGAUGCUUGCAACCCACCGUCGAGGAUAUUGACGAGUACCACUACGAAAGAGAGAUGCCAUUGCCUCCAGCCCCUCCGUCACAUACUAGGAGCCCUUCUCAUGCUAGAAGCCCUUCUCAUACUAGGAGUCCCUCACACACCCGGAAUGGCCGAUCGACUUCACGAGGCCCACCACCGAGAAGUAUGUCCGUAGACGACUAUGCCCCUCCACCAGCUCCCGGUGCAUACUACGGCUCGUCACCUAAUUUCAGAGCCUCGUAUUCUGGUUUCCCUCCCCCAGCUCCCUCCUCGGUAGCAGCCUCAUCACAUUAUCGCAGUCACUCGCGCGUGGCUAGUCGCCAAAGCGUACCUGAUGCAUAUGCCAUGACUCCUCCUAGGGUACACCCUCUGGCAAAUCAAAUUCGUCGGUCUGUGAGUCCUGCGCCUACAGCGUACACGGAAGACUACGGACAGUAUCGGCGCUACAGCAACGAGCCAAGUCCCAUCAUGGCACGCCCUGCAUCUCGUAAUGCUUCUCCUCUUCCUCCUCGCAAUGUCUCCCCACUACCACCACGCAAUAACAUCGAUGCCAUCCGUCAUCCUGUUCGCACUUUCGCCGCUGGCAGUGCUUCUCCCUCGCCUACUCGCAAGGAUGUCCCACGUCCUUCUACCUCCAAUGGCAACUUCUUCUCUCCUGAUGACUUCGACUCGUUGAACCCCAACGCUUCUUCGAACUCGCCCUUUGCCUCUGGAUCAAACCCUCACUCACCCUACCACAUCCAGAACUCCCCUGGCGGUGCCGAUGAAGAAGAAGGUGCUCGACCUCUGCCAGACCCCAAUGCUAAGAUUGUCGGCUUUGACGGUAGAGUAAUUGAUCCUAGCGAUCAUCUGCCUGUACACAGCUGGGCACCCGAACCAGAGAAGAAGACACCGACCAAGAUUUACGGGUCCAACGGGCAGAUGUAUCCGAAUGGUCUAGCAGGUCCUCGCGGUGCUGCAUCAACCAGAACUCCUUCACGUAUGAGCAUGGGUCGAGAUGUAGUCGUCAAUGUCCGCACAAGGGGCUCACCACCCAAGCGUCCCAUGUCGUCCGCAUCGCACCACAGUCAUAUGACAGGUUCACCUGGCCCGCUCUCAGAAAUUGACAGCCCUAACCUUUAUGCUGGACACGGAGGUUACGGUGGCAAUUUCUCAGACGGACGAUCAGAUAUUCACGAGGGCCAUCACUCUACAUAUUCGACUCCUCCACCCACAGGCCAACCACCUCACUACGGCGAUAUGUUCGGCAAGUACACUGCACCCAACGGUGGAGAUCAAUAUGGCUAUGAGAACCAGAUGGUCCAGCACCAAGCGCCGGUGUAUGAACAACACGGCUAUGGAGCAUCGGCACUGAGCAAGGAAAUGGCAAAGAUUGACAUUGGCGGUUCGAGAAGACCAACGAGCAGGGGCACGGUAAGACGUGCUUGGCCAUGA